AUUAUAAUAGUAAAUACUAAAUAAUAAAUAUUAUAUUUUUUGUUCGUUGUAAUUGUGUAAGUAGACAACUAUUAUUCCGGAGUGUAAUUGUUGAUACCCAAUUAUACUAUAACUAUAACUGGCGAAUAGAUUUAAUAUUUUAAACAAGUAUUUUUUAUAGUAUUCUACAUUUUGUGUAUACUUAGUUUUCAAGAUGUUUCCGAUUGAAGAAUCAGAUGAAGUAUUUGAUGCUGUAAUUCGUUAUGGUUUAUACUUAGUUGCUAUUUUUCAAUUAGUAUGCAUAACAACUGUGUUUUUAUUAACUGAUCAAUCUAAUGACUCAAAAGAUAAUGGUGAUGGCAGUGAAUAUGACUCUGAUGGUAGUACAUUUGCAUCACCUAGACGCCCAUAUUCUCAUCAUAGAUCAAGAAAACAGGACAAGAAGAAAAGACGGUGAAUUAAAAUAAAUUACACCUGUAAUAUUGUUCCUUUUUUUAAAGUUUAAUUAUUCAUUAUAAUAAUAUACUAUU
Melanaphis sacchari is the source of this 509-nucleotide messenger RNA. RefSeq names its product protein anon-73B1. The transcript has 3 exons. Gene Ontology annotation, cellular component: membrane. Bases 194 to 436 code for a protein of 80 amino acids. Lineage: Eukaryota; Metazoa; Arthropoda; Insecta; Hemiptera; Aphididae. The record is from RefSeq and is a predicted model, not a curated record.